AUGGCAGAGGCUGCUCCUUCUACAAGUCAAGAUGAGCCAUCGCUCACUCUAAAAGAGGUCGGUAGGAACUCAGGAACUGGCACACAGCGAGUUCAUUCAGUUGAGAAGCCUGUCACAGGUACCAAGAUGGCAAAAAGAGGCACCUUUUCUGGAGGAUCCUGUCCUGAUGGCGGGUGUUCCAGAGUAUUGAAAGUUGCUGCCUCCCUACAGCUGCCGUUUGAUAGAAGACAGCCUUUGAGGGGGACGGCGCAGGAGGUGGUUGUGACUGUGGGUCCGUGUCCCUGCCUAAGUCCACUGGUCACCUUUUUCCCUGGUUUUAUUUUGCAGGGUGAUUCUUCGUCCAGUGAAGCUAAUAUGGUGUUAGAUUAUAAACUCCUUAGAAAUGGUUUGCCUAGUGUUUUGCGAGGGAUUGAGCACAUGCAAAUUAUAGCUAAUCUUUUGGCCUGUGUUUUCCACUUCUGUGUCAUCCUUGAAAUUAGCACUUCUACCUACUCUGUCAUGUCAUGGAAGUUGAGAGACUGGCGGAAGAAGCCCACACACGUGACAGUGAACUGCUGGUUCUGCAAUCAGGACACGGUAGUGCCAUAUGGGAAUCGCAACUGCUGGGAUUGCCCCAACUGUGAGCAGUACAAUGGGUUCCAAGAGAAUGGAGACUACAACAAGCCCAUCCCUGCUCAGUACAUGGAACACCUUAACCAUGUUGUGUCGGGUGCUACGACCUUCUGUGAUCCUACCAAACCGCAACAGUGGGUGAGCAGCCAAAUUCUGCUUUGUAAGAAAUGCAACAAUCAUCAAACCAUGAAGAUCAAACAGCUGGCUUCAUUCUCACCAAGGGAGGAGGGCAAAUACGAUGAGGAGAUUGAGGUGUAUAAGCACCACCUGGAGCAGACCUACAAGCUGUGCCGUCCAUGCCAGGCUGCUGUGGAAUAUUACAUAAAACAUCAGAAUCGGCAGCUCCGGGCGCUGCUGCUCAGCCACCAUUUCAAACGGCGUGAGACAGACAAGGCCUAUACUCAGAAUUUAUGUUCAUCCUCUUCUUCUGCUUCCAUAACCACACCAGCUCAGGUGAUAUUUCUGCGGUUCUUGGCCUUCAUCAGCUGUGCAUUCCUGGUUCUGAUGGCCUUGUAUGGGUCAGGUGACCCCUUCUCACUCAGUGCAGCAGUCCCUGCUCCUGUCUCCUCUGCUCCAGCGUCCAUUCAAAACAGGACUGGCACAAGCUUACGUGCAGACUUGGAAAAUGACACUUCUGUGACCGUGUCAGGCUGGCAGGACCUGCUCCGCCUGCUCCCAGAACAGAUGGUGGAGAACCUGAGUGCUGCAUGGGCUUAUGGGAAGAAUCACCAGAUGGCAGUUGCUGUCCUUGGGCUGUUCACCUGCCUGUUGGCCAUGUUCUUAGCUGGGCGGAUCAGGCUCCGGAGAAUCGAUGCGUUUGCUUCAGUCUUGUGGUUCGUAGUGAUGAGUCUGCAUUUAGCUGAGAGGUACCUGAAGACGGAAACACCCAACUGGCUAGACACAGCCAAAUUUGGCACCACGUCCUUGUGCUGCUUGGUGGGCUUCACCGCAGCAGUGGCCACGCGGAAAUCAACGGGCCAUCGGAGAUACCGGCCCCGAAGGUACCUUUCUGGGGAUUCCAUUACUGUCUUUCCCAGCGGCACUGGGACUGGCUUCCCUUCCUCUGCUACGUCUCUCUUUGUCCCAACACCACCCAGUAUUCUCCAGCUGACAAACCAACAACUCUUCAGAUCCCCACGCAGAACUUCUUCUUCCUCUCUUCCUGGUCGUCUCAACAGGGCACUCUCGCUGGGUACCAUCCCCUCCCUGGCCAGAGCAGAUUCUGGCUACUUGUUCAGCGGAAGUCGACCAGCCUCGCAGUCAUCUCAGUCCAAGGAAUCUCCUACAUCAGAGCACUUCUCCCUGCUGUCAGGCAGCUGUGCUCCCUCCCGCAUCCCCUCUCCAGCACCGUCGGUGGCUGGCUCUGUGACUUCCAGCUCAGGUUCCUUGCGGUACCGCCGACCACUCAUCAGCCCUGCCCGCCUGAACCUGAAAGGACAGAAGCUGCUGCUUUUCCCUUCACAGAAUGAGGCUCUGCUCACUCCAACUAGCUCAGAGGAGCACACCCACUCAGACAGCAACAUCUUUGCCACCGAGCUGUCCUCCUUUCCAAAGAAGAACCUCAGUGAGCGCGGAAGGCACGAUAUGAGAUCUGCUAUGGAAGGAGGGAGUAUUUGCAGUGAUAAUUCCAUCAAAAAGGAGGAUCACUCAUCACACUCAUCUACCUGUGUGGUAGACACAACUACCAAAGGGGAAGAUUUGGCAGGCUGGAGAGGUCAUUUUGGUAACUCCGCUCUCCGAGGUCUGCUCGCCGUGAGUCUGACUGUCAAUGCUAUCUUCACAUCAGCCUAUGUCUACCGGAGCCUGCGCUGA
Charadrius vociferus (killdeer) is the source of this 2424-nucleotide messenger RNA. It is a transcript of the gene TMEM201, whose product is annotated as transmembrane protein 201. Gene Ontology annotation, cellular component: nuclear inner membrane. The transcript has 13 exons. Bases 1 to 2424 code for a protein of 807 amino acids. Lineage: Eukaryota; Metazoa; Chordata; Aves; Charadriiformes; Charadriidae. The record is from RefSeq and is a predicted model, not a curated record. Gene Ontology annotation, molecular function: actin filament binding; lamin binding. Gene Ontology annotation, biological process: nuclear migration along microtubule.